ACAGCCGGCAGCAUUUCUUCAGUGUGAGGGGGGUCGGGUGCUGGUGGCUGCCAUCAGCCCCAUGCCUCGUUAACAGAUGGAGCCCUCGUUAAAAUGCUUUAACUGGCUGGCCCUAAAGCGCUCAGGCCCUUGGCUGAUCUCCGAGGGUCCCUUCAGGGCUGUUCCACUGCAGAGAGGACCCUUGGGGCGUUCAGUCCCAGAGGGAGAAGCAGCCGCAGGCCUGCGUGGUGGCGAGGCUGAGUGCCACGGACUACAUGUCCCGGCAGCCCUGCGGCCGGUGGCGGUUCCGCUGCUGCCACCUGACCCUCACAUGAUCGCAGCGGGCGGCUGCAGGGCCGGGAUGGGGCACCGCGACCGCAUGUUCAAGGUGCUGGUGGUGGGGGACGCCACGGUGGGGAAGACGUCGCUGGUGCAGCGCUACGCCAACGACAGCUUCAACCGGCACUACAAGUCCACCGUGGGAGUGGAUUUUGCUCUGAAGGUGGUCCAGUGGUCAGAGUCAGAGACAGUGCGACUUCAGCUCUGGGACAUUGCAGGGCAGGAACGCUUCACGUCAAUGACGCGGCUGUACUACAGGGAGGCGUCCGCCUGCAUCAUCAUGUUCGAUGUCACCAACGUCAGCACCUUCAGCAACAGCCAGAAGUGGAAGCAGGAUCUGGACAGCAAGCUGACGCUGCCCGACGGGAACCCUGUGCCUUGCCUGCUGCUGGCUAACAAAUGUGACCUUUCCCCAUGGGCAGUGACGAGAGAAGAAGUGGAUCGCUUCAGCAAAGAAAACGGCUUUUCUGGCUGGGUGGAGACGUCUGUCAAGGAAAACAAGAACAUUAAUGAGUCCAUGAGAGUCCUGAUUGAAAAGAUGAUGUCCUCGUCCACCCGUGAUGGAAGUUCCUCUGCUCCUGGGAGUGGGGAUUACAUUAACAUAAAAGAGUCAUCCCCACCAGGCUGGGCUUGCUGUUAGGUGCACUGACUACACCAUCUGCUUGGGUCUAGCAGCAAUGUCCUUUUAUUCUUUCUUGUAUUUUUUAUUUUAUUUUUUUUUCUCACUUUUUUUUGUUGUUGUUUUUUUACGUGAUAGUGAACUGUCUUCUCUUUAGUGCAUGUUCAUGCUCGGUAAAGCAUUGCUGCAAUGACUGGGAGAGAGAAGUGGAAGAAGGCUGAGAACAGGAUUCCUCUUUCUUCUCGUGUAGCAGCAUCUGGAAGCUCUGCUGCUAGUCAUGUAGCACAGCCUGUGUUCAAGCACAUGGCUUGGAUUAAUAUUUUUUAAAUUUUAGCACUUAUCUUCAUCUUCUCACGUGUGACGACCUGUCCCGGGCAGAAUGAAGGAUGUGGAAAGUCUAUUUUUAAUAUCGCUGCACCUUUUAUUCCCCACAACCCGCACCCACUAUACACAGUGGCACCAC
Molecule: messenger RNA, 1400 nt
Organism: Cygnus atratus (black swan)
Lineage: Eukaryota; Metazoa; Chordata; Aves; Anseriformes; Anatidae
Gene: RAB29
Product: RAB29, member RAS oncogene family
Exons: 5
Coding region: 77-958 (293 amino acids)
Biological process (GO): vesicle-mediated transport
Cellular component (GO): vesicle; trans-Golgi network; Golgi apparatus
Molecular function (GO): GTPase activity; GTP binding
Source: RefSeq, a predicted model, not a curated record